UUCAUAUCAUACUGAUAUCAUUCCGAUUUCUAUUAACUCAAUACUCGUGUAACUACAUAUUUACUUGUACAAGCAACAGUUAUUUAAGAUAAAAACAUAUAUAUGUAUUUACCUCGUUUUACAAGCUUCUUACAUCAUACAAGUUUCUUACCUUAUACCAAGUUUAUAACCUUACCAAGUUUAUAACCUUAAGAACACUAUUGUAAAAUAGUAAAAUUAAAAUAUUGUAAAAUUAAUUUAAAAUUAGUAAACAGCAACAUGUCACCAAAAAAGAAAGUGUUAAUGGUGUGUUUAGGAAACAGCUGUCGUUCUCCAAUAGCAGAGGCAGUAUUUUACGAUGAAAUAAAAAAGUUAAAUCUUUCUGACGUUUGGGAAGUAAAUAGCGUUGCACUUUUACAGUAUCACGUAGGUAACAGUCCAGAGCCUAGAACUAUGUCCACGCUCAAAAAAAGAGGCAUUACACAUUACACUCACAUAGCGAGACAGAUAACAAAGGAAGAUUUCUAUAAAUUUGAUUGGAUAUUUGGAAUGGAUAGCGGAAUAGUAUUUGAUCUCUGUCAAAUGCAACCAGAAGAUAGUCAAGCAAAAAUUGAACUUCUUGGAAAAUAUGAUCCGAAUGGAGAAUUAAAUAUAAGAGACCCGUUAUUUGACAGUGACAGCGCUGGAUUUGAAAAGGCAUUUGAGCAAGCUGCAAGAAGCAUAAAAGUAUUUCUGGAACAACAUAAAGAUAUUGUAAACACAUAAUUACGCUGAUUACAAUUGCACUGUUAUAUAUACACCUUAUAUAUAAACUAUUGUACAUUGAAAUAAACAUGAAAUAUGUAAAUAUUA
Messenger RNA from Bombus terrestris (buff-tailed bumblebee), 831 nucleotides. Its product is annotated as low molecular weight phosphotyrosine protein phosphatase-like. Gene Ontology annotation, molecular function: non-membrane spanning protein tyrosine phosphatase activity; acid phosphatase activity. Gene Ontology annotation, cellular component: cytoplasm. Gene Ontology annotation, biological process: protein dephosphorylation. The transcript is spliced from 5 exons. Lineage: Eukaryota; Metazoa; Arthropoda; Insecta; Hymenoptera; Apidae. The record is from RefSeq and is a predicted model, not a curated record. The coding region runs from base 259 to 744 and encodes 161 amino acids.